Molecule: messenger RNA, 1203 nt
Organism: Cynara cardunculus var. scolymus (artichoke)
Lineage: Eukaryota; Viridiplantae; Streptophyta; Magnoliopsida; Asterales; Asteraceae
Exons: 3
Source: RefSeq, a predicted model, not a curated record
AUACAAUACGGUGAUCUUUUACCUCUUGAUCUUGAGUUAGAAAGAGCAAUUAGGAGACGAAGAAGAGGUAGAAACAAUCGGCGAAAUCCCAAGCGUACCAUGGGGGAUAAUCCACCUCCUCGGGAAGCCACGGUCAAUAUUUCCGAUGACAAAAAUAGAGGCAUACGGGACUUUGCAACUCCCGAAUUUGGUCAAUUGGCCUCGGGAAUUGGUAGACCCGAAAUGACAGCAACAUCUUUUGAACCCAAGCCGAUUAUGUUUCAAAUGAUUUCUGUUCUGGCUAAAACCUACAACGAGGGGUAUGACAUUUUGGAACGAAUUUCUAAUAAUAAUACUGAAUGGUCUAACCCUCGUGCUGUCAUUUCUAAAUCUGCCUCGGGUAUUCAUGAGCUUGAUGCCAUUUCUACUUUGAAUGCCCAAAUUGUUGCUUUAACUAAUUUGGUUAAAAAUAAUUUAAACUUGAAUGGGGAAAAGAAUCAAGUCCAAUCCAUAAUGUCUAAUUCUUCCAUGACUGAAUCUUGUGUUUUCUGUGGUGAAAGUUAUUCUUAUGAGUUUUGCCCCGGAAACCCCGUUUCGGUAAAUUAUGAUGGAAACCAUACAAGAAAUAUCCCAUUUUCUCCAACGUACAAUUCAAAUUGGAGAAACCAUCCGAAUUUUUCAUGGGCCGGAAAUCAAGGACUUCAACCCCCCGGGGCAACUCAAGUCCAAAACCGACCUUCGAAUCCCCCGGGAUUUAAUCAAGGAGGUCAUCACAUGCACGGUGAAGAAACUCAAAUUCCAGUUUCUGUUCCUGAAACAGCAGCUUUACCCAGUUCCAGCACCACCCAGUCUCCAACUGACACUGCUCACAGUGGGCAGAAACUACCCACACCCGAGCAGAUUAAGACCGGUCCAACAGAUUUAGAUCUAAGAGAUUUACCUUUUCCAGGCAGGAUGAAAGCCAAAAAUGUGGAUGUUCAGUUUAAGAAGUUCUUGGACAUCUUUAAGCAACUCCACAUUAACAUACCUUUGGUAGAAGCUCUCGAGCAAAUGCCAAGCUAUGUUAAAUUCUUGAAAGACAUCCUCAAUAAAAAAAGAAGACUUAGUGAAUUUGAGACUGUGUCUUUGACAAAGGAAUGUAGUGCCCUUCUUACUUGCAAAAUUCCCCCAAAGUUGAAAGACUCGGGAAGUUUCACCAUUCUGUGCUCUAUUGGAGGAAAAUAA